Messenger RNA from Drosophila rhopaloa, 4099 nucleotides. It is a transcript of the gene Dad, whose product is annotated as mothers against decapentaplegic homolog 6. Lineage: Eukaryota; Metazoa; Arthropoda; Insecta; Diptera; Drosophilidae. Gene Ontology annotation, molecular function: I-SMAD binding; transcription regulator inhibitor activity. Gene Ontology annotation, cellular component: heteromeric SMAD protein complex. The record is from RefSeq and is a predicted model, not a curated record. The transcript is spliced from 8 exons. Gene Ontology annotation, biological process: regulation of transcription by RNA polymerase II; cell differentiation; transforming growth factor beta receptor signaling pathway. Bases 791 to 2476 code for a protein of 561 amino acids.
UCCAAAGGCUGGCAAUCCAUACAGUUCCGAGCGCUGCGCUUCGCUCAUUGCCCCACAAUUUUUCAUCCGCGCCGCUUGUGUUUCGUUCGCCGUUCGAAAAAUCCGAAAGAUAUCAACAAAAAGAUGGAUACUUGACGUAUGGCUACAAGAAAUAUUCCGAAAUAAUGAUAUUUGUGCUCGGGACUGCUAAGCGAUUUAUUGGAUAAUCGAAUGACAACACUACGCAGUGCAGGAAACUCGGACUUUGUCGCCCUUUGCGUUUCUUUUCGCAACGGCUACGGGCAUUUUGUUGUAAACGCGGGCGUAAACAAAAAAGCAAGUGCAGUGGGAGUUGUUGUACGCUCCAGAACUCAAAAGUGAAGGAGGAAAUAGAAAAAGUUUAAUGUAAUAUACAAAAUACAAAGUGAACUUCUAAACAUAUCAAAUACAAAUUUCACAUAUCAUCUACAAUUAUUACUAUAAAAGGAAAGGAUAAAACGGAUACCGCUUGUAAAAUAUUAUUGAAGCAAGUGUUCACCACUGGACAAUACAUAUCAAAAACGUCGAAAACAUAUCAAAGCCAACGAGUGAUACGAGGAGUUAUAAACAGUUUAACACGUUCUUAAGUCCCCUCUCCCCCCGAGAAACCCAAGUUCCCAGACCCACCCGUGUAACCGAACAGAAACAAAGUAAACUUAAACGUAAGCUACCGUGACUAGCCGGCCCUGUCGAGUCCGCGAACCAAGUUAGUCAACUACAAAUAAUGCGCAUACAAUAGGAUCGAUGUUACCGCAAAACUGUAUGUCCCUCCAUGAUAUUCCCAAGAGAAAAGAAGAAAGAUCUAUGGCGUUAUGCGUCCAGAAACAAUCCGGGUCCGUGCGAUGGGGUGCCAGCAGCACCGCCCGUCCAGCCACCACGGCCGCCGCCCCCUCCACAUCGACCCCGCCCUCAUCCGGCGCCUCCCUGCUCUGGCUACUCCUGCGACGAGGACUCCUCUGCAAUGCGCCAGACGCCGCCGCCGCCCUACAGCUCGAUGUCCUGCGCCAUGGACUGCUCCGGCUCCGGUUCCUAUUGCAAGAAUCUGACUCAGGUGCAGAACAACAACAACAGCCACCCGUACCGCCUCCUGCCAAAACACAAAGAUCUUAUGUCGCCACCGUCAGCGUCCGACCGCUGCUUUACCGCUCCUGGAUGCAGUUGCGCAAGCUCCUGCGACGAUAUGUUGAUCGACGGAAGCGAUCAGGAUCAAGAUCAGGAUCGGGGGCAAGUUCAGCAGGUGGAUCGCCGGAUGUUAAGUGCCACCACAAUUGCUACUAUGUUUCGGAAGUGCUGCGGGGGCACCUCGGAGUCCACCAGCGGAUCCACACCCACGAUUCCUGUCACCACGAACCGAGCCGUCCACCAUCUCCAAAACCAAACCCACAAUGCGAGAAGGAUUCGCGAGGAUUUCGAUGCGCUGAUGAAACUGUUGAAGCGCAAGCAGAUGGCGGAGCUUUUGCUGGCGGUCAAGAGUCGCGUGGAUCCGCCGACCAGGACACAUCGCGAUGCCGUUACCACAACCGCCUCCCCCGCACCCACCUACUUGCAGUGCAUACUGAUCCACUGUACGACGCCAGCGGAUUGGGAGCAGCAUGUGACCGCCAGCCGGCUGUUCUUCUGGCCGGGAUUAAGGAGCGGCGAGGAGUUGAAGCGACUUCCCGCCUGCCCUGCUGCCCGCGACUGCGUUUACAUGUGCUGCAAUCCGCUGCACUGGUUUCGCAUCCUGCAUCAGCCCGAAACAGAAGCUCAACCGCCGCCAUACCAACGCUCAAAAAUGCAGAGACUGAGAGAUGCAGAUUCCGAAGAAGACUCGCAGAACGAUGCAAAGUCGGCAGCGCUGAGCACGUGGAGUGCGCAGAGCAGCAGCAUUUCGAGCAUCUUCAAGCCGCCUCUCUUCGAGUCGUUCACCACUGAUGGAAAAGAUCAUAACAUCAAUAGCAACGCCUGGUGCCAAAUAGCCUACUGGGAGAUGGCCGACCGAGUCGGGGAGUUCUUUCACGCCAGAACAAAAGCAGUCAAUAUCUACACCGAUGGGAUCGUGGGCAGUAAUGGCGACAGCAUGUGCCUACGUGACCUUAAUCCCGCAGGCAAGCAGGUCCACUCGGAGGUGGUGCAAACUACGCGACAGAAGGUCGGAUUGGGUGUGACAUUAAGCCUGGAGAGCGGCGAUGUUUGGAUUUACAACCGUGGGAAUACACCCGUAUUUGUGGAUUCUCCCACCCUGGCCGAAAAUCUGGACCGUGUGUGUAAAGUGAUGCCCGGUGUCUGCCUGAAGGCCUUUGAAACAAGCAGGGCUCAACUGCUAAGCAUGAAACAGCAAGAACAUCACCACAUGGGGCCCGUCGACUACUUCAGCAUAAAGAUCAGCUUCGUAAAGGGGUGGGGGCCCGCCUACAAAAGACAGAACAUCAUGGGCUGCCCCUGCUGGCUGGAGGUCCACUUUAGCCAUCUGCGGUGACAGUACCUGCUGCAGGCCCGUUCGGCAGGACCCCAUCCGACAUCCCAGCACCAGCUCGAACCUCUGGGCUACGGAUACGGUUGCGAUCCGGUGAGCAGCUGUCGGAGGGAAGGAAAUCGGCGAUCGCCCCAACUGCUGCGAAAGGUAAAAAAGCUGCUGACCAGACUAUGCAGGCAAAUGUGCGCACUGACGGAUCCGGCGUCGAGGACGAGAUGGAGGUGUCUGGCGGGCAGGAGAUCGAGCCGCCAGCUUACCAUUAAACAACCAAUAAUUUGGAACAACAAAGGACUGCAAAAGAAAUCAUUUUAAAUGUUAAUAUACAUAAUUACGAAACAAGUUUCAAUUACUGAUAGUAGACACAUCGAAAUUAAUUUUAAUGCAUCUGAGUCGCAUUAAGUGAGAGAAGUCGAGGAGUCGGACGAGUUAAAUUGAAAUACAUAGUAAUUGAUUGUUAAACAUACAUAGAAAAAAUUGAAAUCCUGUGAUUCACUCUAUAUAUACACAUGUAGUAUGUACCGACGCGUGGGGCUAGAGCUCCAUUGCCAGUAGCUAUAUGAUAUGUAUAAAUAUUUAACUUAUAUAUACAUACACACUUAACAGAAGGCACAUCAGGGUUAACAGUUUCGAGAAUGGCAGAUAGUCUAGUUACGACAAAACAUUCAGAAGCCCCUACCUUUUCUAUGCGACUUUUUUAAAUGAACAUAAACCCAUAAUUUAUACCCCACCCAAUUGAAACCAAACAUCACUGAAAUACAAAUCUGUUCAGUAGAAUCUGCAUAGAUGCUAGGUUUAAUAAAAACAACACAAUUAACAAAAUUCUAUACGGCUUUAGACUCUAGCGCAUAGCGAUCCAAUUGGCUUUAAGAAAGCAUACGUCAUGUUCGAACAUUAUUUGUUUUAUGUUGAUAUUUUGACUGUUUUCGUUGUCAUGUCAUUCAUUCAUAUUAAAAACAACAUUCAUAUAAAAUGUAUAAAAGAAUAUCGCACUACGAUGCUUACAGCAUAGAAUACUUUUAUUUAAAUCUGAAACCAUCCAUCGUCAGUUCAUGUUUCACAAGCCCCAACUUCGGUUGCAUUUCCACCUGUAGGAAAUGACAAUUCGAGAAUUUGGAGUAGUAGUAAAAUCCAUGCGCUAGAGCUUUUAACCUCUGUACCAAACAAUACCGUAUGUAGGCCUAGAAUCCCAGCCUUGUAUGUAUUUCGUUUUAAGAAUAAAUGCGAUCCACGUAAAACUAUUGUUACCAUUUUCUCACUGUUAAAAGAUGACCGUGUUCAGUAAAUACAUAAAGAAUGUAGGUACGUGAUUAUUGUAUGUAUAUUUUAAUUCCAAAAAAGCACUAUACAAAAUAGUAACAAACCUAAUGAGCAAAGAUAUUGGGCUGAUUUAAAAAGUUCUGCCUAUGUAAAAUUAAAUCGUAAAGUCUGGUGGACAGACAUGUAUACAUACAAUAGCUUCAAUAUGAUCAAAUAUUUAAUCAGUGCAGUUAUACUGUUAAGUUUAAAAACUUGUAAUAAAAUUUCAAUAUAUUUACAAAAACAAUUGGAAUUCUGAAUACAACUUCACUUUAAAAGCUAUAAUCAUCAAAAAUAAUAAAGCGGCAUUUACAUUUUUCGGAGACAUUA